GCGGCCCUUUCAGCUUUCAACAUCUAGCUGGGCCCUUUGGGCAGCAUAGAUAGCUCGGCCCAGCUGCGAUCACUGCAACAUGGAGUACCUCAUGCAGACCUUUCCGGAACGCCGCUUUGAUGUGACGAACUGGAUUGAAGCAUGGCUUGGGCUGCCCUGCUGUCUCAUUACAAGGAAGUCUCUUGAGCUUCAGAGUGAAGAAGUAGUUCUCCGAACUCAAAACUGCUGCUGCAACGUGACCCAACGGCGACCGUAUGCUCAACUCACUCUUCUGGAGGAACGGACCAUGUUCUGGGGAAUCUGUGCUGGAAUCAACUCGGACUUGGCACCCAUGAACGACAAGGGCGAAGGUGGCAUCGUUCCAGGAUGUGGUUGCUCACAGGAGCUUGUACAUGAGAUCGUGCGUGAGUUGAACCUCCGGAAGGAUGGCAGAGGAAAGGUGGCCCAGAUGAGGCAGCAGCGAUUUAUGUUGGAAAAGCUGAGCAAGUUGGCUGUUCAGGUACCGCUGCUGCUGACGCACUUUGGAGUGGCCUAUCCUCCAGAUGAGGCGACCGUGCGGCGGAUCUUCGGAGCCAGGGCACCUCCCAUGAGACCCUUGGCAGAGGUUGGAUGCAUGGAACGCAUGCCCGAGUUCCAGCCCAGCGCAUACGACGUGACCUGCUGCUUGCAAAGCAUUUGCUGCACUUCGAGACACUUGGAGCUCGCCCAAGAUGAAGCAGUCCUUACCACAAAACAGACCAUCACAGGAACUGUCGUGACCAGCCGCGUUCCUUAUGCAAACAUUGAAUCUGUUAAUCCCAAGAACAUCUGCGGAUGCCUGGCUUUUCUGGAGGCUGGGGAGCUCACUAGACCACCAGGGCAGGUGGAAGGGCAACCCUUGCAGCCUGGAUUUGGGUGCGAUGCAGGGCUGGUGGAACGCAUCCGUGCAGACCUGCAGGCGCGCGUAGAUGUCAGAGGGAACACGGGGCAAAUCAAGCAGCUGGAAAAAAUGAUGGUAAAAUUUGGUGACUUUGCGGCUGAACUUCCUCUGGUCCUGGACAAAGUCGGGGCUGAUGCUUCCUACCCUCCUUCCCAGCAAACGAUGAAUGCUGUGUAUGGGGCACAGGGACCCGAGAUCAGCCCACCCUCCGAGAUGCCACAUGAGAUGCCAAGCCAGAACUUCCCCACACGAACCUUCAAUGUGCGCAACGAGUUCCAGAACUUGGGUGGCCUCAUUGGAACCUGUGGCAUCGCAGGCUGCUUGAAGCAUGAAAUGGUCCUAGAGCCCGAACAGGUGGUCACCACCUUCCAAACCAAUUGCGGAACCUCUAUUGACCGAAAACCCUAUGCCCAGCUACGUGCGGUGGAUGAGGAGAUCUUUUGCUGCUGUUGCCAUAUGGUGAAUUUGCUUUCCCCCGGAUGGUUUGGGGACUCCGAAAAGCUCAAUGAAAUCGCGGGAGAGCUCCAGGCUAGGAAGGUGGGCCGUGGCAACAUCGCGCAGCUCAGAAACCAGGAGAAUACCAUGGUUAAGGCCUUGGAGUCAGACAUUCGGAUGGACAUCUUGCUGAAAAAGAAAGACAUUUCGUACCCACCUUCUCAGCAGACGUUGCAGGCGAUCUAUGGGGAAAAUCCACCUCACUUACCUCCUGUGUCUUCGGAACGAGGACAAGCUUUGCAUUUGAGUGCGUCUGAGCAGAUGGAACGAAGGGUCUUUGAUAUCACCAACAUCUUCGAGAAAAUAUGCUGCUGCCUGCAGACCACCAGCUUAGAGCUUAAUGACGAAGAAGCGAUCUUCAGAAAGAGCAGCUGUUGCCUCAAAGCUGUCCGCCGUGAACCUUAUGCGCAAUUGGGUUCCGUGGAACCUGCCCGGGCGUUCUUUGGCUUGUGUGUGAACGUUCAAACGGAUCAGAACUUUGUGUGUCCCGGCUGCGGCUGUGACCACCGUUUGACUGAGGAAAUCUCCGCUGAGCUGCAGAAUCGCAAAGUGAAGCGUGGAAACAUUGCGCAGAUCCGACAGCAGGAAAACCUCCUGAUGGAAAUCAUAAAGCUGGGAGUCAAAGUCGACACCUUCUUCCAUGGGGCCAAUGUGCCGUACCCGCCCUCGCAAGAGACGAUGCGCUCCACCUUCGGACCAGGUGUGCCGCUUCCAGGGCAAGCUCCAACUGUGGCUGGACCCUCCGUCCAGGUCACGGUUCCAGUUGGUGUGCGCGCUGGCGAUUCCCUGGAGGUGUCUGGUCCUACUGGCAGGUUUAUGGUGACGGUUCCACAGGGCCUGUCUGAGGGUCAUACAUUUCAGGCCCAAAUUCCGUCUCCUGCCACCGCACCAAAUGACUCGGACAUGAUUCCGUUCAUGACCGCUUCCUAAGAUCUGAGAGCCCAAGGGUUGCUCAGACGGCUUUCACCUCUUGAACGCCGUUGAAACGCAAGUGCUGGAGUUCACAGCCAGCGCUCGCUUAAGAUGCGGCUUCUGUGGUUUGCCACAGAGGGUGUAGCAAAUCAAAUUGUUUACUGUACAAACACUCUGGACUCUUGAAAAGUGC
Cladocopium goreaui is the source of this 2519-nucleotide messenger RNA. Lineage: Eukaryota; Dinophyceae; Suessiales; Symbiodiniaceae. The record is from the annotation of a GenBank genome assembly.